AUGGCGAAUGAAGCUCCUUCCUCAAACACACACCGCCGCACAAACUACUCAUUUCCGUCAGCGACACCGUCAUCCUCCUUCCUUCACCAAUCCAACACCGGAUCUGCCUCCAUCGCCGACCCUUCAUCAACCUCCGAACCGCUCACAACCACCGAGGAGGAGGCACCAGUCAUCGGCGAUGACGAAGAUACCGGAGCACAAGUCGCUCCCAUCGUCAAACUCGAGGAGGUUGCCGUGACCACCGGUGAAGAAAACGAGGACGCCAUUCUAGAUCUCAAAUCAAAGCUUUACCGAUUUGAUAAGGAUGGGAAUCAGUGGAAGGAGAGGGGUGUUGGUACAGUCAAGUUCUUGAAACAUAAGGCUACCGGGAAGAAAGAUAACGAGAGAGAGUGA
Messenger RNA from Lathyrus oleraceus (garden pea), 393 nucleotides. RefSeq names its product ran-binding protein 1 homolog c. The transcript has 2 exons. Gene Ontology annotation, cellular component: cytoplasm; nuclear pore. NCBI's taxonomy places the organism in Eukaryota, Viridiplantae, Streptophyta, Magnoliopsida, Fabales, Fabaceae. Gene Ontology annotation, molecular function: GTPase activator activity. The record is from RefSeq and is a predicted model, not a curated record. Bases 1 to 393 code for a protein of 130 amino acids. Gene Ontology annotation, biological process: intracellular transport.